This is a messenger RNA of Lachancea meyersii CBS 8951, 1518 nucleotides long. Lineage: Eukaryota; Fungi; Ascomycota; Saccharomycetes; Saccharomycetales; Saccharomycetaceae. The record is from the annotation of a GenBank genome assembly.
AUGGAUGCCAAAGAACGGAAAGAACAAGAUUUGGAUGAGAAACUGGAGCAGGAAAUCCUGCACGAAGUCGAAGUGGGAUUUCUAGCCAACUUGGUAAGUUGGCCGGUGCUGAUGGUGGUUUUUGGUGUGUGUUUUUGGAGAAUAACAACUCGGACCGUCCCAUACCCGUAUAUAGAUGAGAUAUUCCAUGUGUCGCAAACAGUUCGGUACAUUAACGGCGCCUGGAGCUCGUGGGAUCCAAAAAUUACGACACCUCCGGGUCUGUACUUCUUAGGUUGGUUGAACUAUCACACAAUGCGUGUUGUGAGCUCUUGGUCUACGCUCACGGUGCUUCGGCUUACUAAUCUCAUCGGUGGAGUUGUCGUUCUGCCUGCAGUGGUACUGAGACCACUGUUGCUUUUCAACGCCAUCGGCUUCUGGCCCGUAUCAUUGAUGUGUUUCCCACUGCUGGCUACGUUUUACUUUCUGUACUACACGGAUGUGUGGUCUACGAUCUUCAUUUUGGAAUCCCUGACACUGGCGAUAACCCUACCGUUUGGCGAAACAAAGAGCAUAUGGCUAAGUGCUCUGUGCGCCCUUGUGAGCUGCUAUUUCCGGCAGACAAAUAUCGUAUGGAAUCUGUUUGUGAUGGUGGUGGUGAUAGAAAGAAGAGCGUUGAUUCAAAAGGAUUUCAAUACUGUAAACUUGAACAACUACCUGAAGUUUGUCAUACAUGCACUGGAGAACUUUGCGCAGUUGUGUGUACCGUACUGCGUCAAUUUCGCAUUGUUUGGCGUAUUUGUUCUUUAUAACAGGUCUUUGACGCUUGGGGAUAAGGACAAUCACACGGCGGGCAUCCAUUUGGUUCAAGUGUUUUACUGCAUCACCUUCAUAAUGAUCUUCAGCAUGCCAAUUUGGAUUUCGAAAAUGGGUCUUCGCUACUACCAAGGGCGCGUUCUGACCAAGAGGUUCAGAACUGCUUUAGAACUGCUUGCAAUGAUGCUAGUCAUACGAUUUUUCACUGUUGUUCAUCCUUUUUUGCUAGCAGACAAUCGACACUACACUUUCUACAUUUUCAAAAAAAUCAUUGCCCGAAACUUCUGGCUCAAGUAUGCCAUUAUGCCGUGGAUCUAUCAUUUCUCUGUCUUUCAUUACAUCGAAGCGAUGAGAGCCAAAGUCAUGCAUUUCCACCCCGUUCUACCAAUCGAGAUCAAAAACCCAACAGAGCUUCCAGUGCAACUCACGCAUAUUUCAUGGACUGUCUUAAUCAUUUGCACAUUCAUGACCGUGGUUCCGUCACCCUUAUUUGAACCACGGUAUUACAUUCUACCGUUCAUGUUUUGGAGAAUAUUUAUGACACCAGUAAGUGAGGGUGUCUUCGCGGACAGCGACUCUCAGCUCGGAGAGUUGAAGUUUUGUAAGCGGCUUUUCUUAGAACUUGCAUGGUUCCUCUGCAUUGACGCGAUCACGCUAAUGAUAUUCAUGUUCCGGUCAUUUAGUUGGGAAACUGAAUCUCAUUUGCAGAGGAUAAUAUGGUAG